This is a messenger RNA of Leptonychotes weddellii (Weddell seal), 1249 nucleotides long. Lineage: Eukaryota; Metazoa; Chordata; Mammalia; Carnivora; Phocidae. The record is from RefSeq and is a predicted model, not a curated record.
GGAGGCUGAAUGAGUUGGGGGCCCGGUGGGCCAGUGUCCUGGCUCAGCUGAUGUCCCCACUUUCCCGCCAGAGGAUAUAUCGGUGGUGUUUAGCAGGGCCUCCUGGGAAGGCCGGGCUGACUUCUCCCAGGCCGAUGUGCACCGCCAGAUUGCUAUUGUGUUCAAGACACCGCCCUAUGAGGACCUGGAAAUCGUUGAGCCUGUGACCGUGAACGUCUUCCUGCAGCGGCUUACGGAUGGGGUCUGCAGUGAGCCUCUGCCCUUCACGUACCUGCCUCGGGACCAUGACAGCUAUGGCGUGGACAAGAAACGGAAACGGGGGAUGCCUGACGUCCUCGGGGAGCUGAACAGCUCUGACCCCCAUGGCAUCGAGAGCAAACGGCGGAGGAAAAAGCCAGCCUUCCUGGAUCACUUCCUGCCCAACCCCAGCUCAGGCCCGUUCCUCCCGCAGUCAGCCCUGCUGCCGGACACAGACUUCUUCCCCGGCACCGUGACCCUACCCGGCUUGGAGCCCCCCGGUGGGCCGGACCUCCUGGACGACGGCUUUGCCUAUGAUGACGCUGCGGCCCCCACACUUUUCACCAUGCUGGACAUGCUGCCCCCCGCGCCGCCACUCGCCAGCGCUGUCGUCACGGGCAACGGGGCUGCCGGGCCGGCUGUUGGAGAGCCUUCCGGCCCUGAGCCAAUGACGCUGGACUCAUACCAGGCCCCAGGCCCCGGGGACGGGGGCACUGCCAGCCUUGUGGGCAGCAACAUGUUCCCCAACCAGUACCGCGAGGUGGGCUUUGGGGGAGGCCUCCUGUCCCCAGGGCCGGAGGCCACGUAGCCCCGAGGCGCUGGAGGAGAGGCGCUGGGUGGGGAGGAAGGGAGGUGGAAGGAGCCGUGCAAAGCCAACCAGGAUGUCCAGCACCUCCAUCCCCUUGGGCCACCCUUGGUCAGCCUUCCGACCUCCUCAUCCUUCUGACUGGGACAUCUUCAGCGCUGGUGAGAAGCUCCGUAGCACCGGUUUCCCCUGAGCCCAUUUUACAAGUGAGAAAACCGAGUCCGGAGAGGAAAAGGGGCUUGGCUCCCAUGCACCAGCUUGUAAAGCUGCCUCAGCCCCCACGGGUGGGGGCACCUUCUCCAGGCGGAUUCUGGAGUGUACAUAUGGGAGAAAGCUGCAGAUCCUCAGCUCUCCUCCCCCGAGCUUGAAGGUGGGGGGUAAAGGUUGUUUGUUCUGAGUCUUCCCAAUAAAGAUGAGUUUUUGAGC